AAUCAUUCGAUCACAAUGGGAUUCACAGUGAGCAUUCUUUUACUUAUCUUCGGUAUUUCAUCAGCUUUUGCUGGAGUAGACAGGAAAGUCGUAAAACGUGGCAUUGAUCACGGUGUGGAACUCGGUGGUGGAAUUCCAUUAGACCACGGUCAUGGGGGAGGCAUUGCACUUGAGGGACCUCCAAUCGACGUCCAUGCUGGACCUGGACACAUUGAACUCGCAGAGCACGGAGCAGGUUUUGGAGGGGGAUUUGGUGGAGGAUAUGGUGGCGUAAUCGGAGGUAGUAAUACAGUCGUCAGCCAACAUAUUCCGUAUCCGAUACCGAUCCCGGUUGAAAAGACCGUUGCUGUACCUGUGCCUCAUCCAAUUGUUAUUCCCAAAAUUAUUAAAGUGCCUGUCUUUAAGAAAAUUCCGGUACCAGUUGCUGUUGGAGGUUUUCAUGGAGGAUUUGGACAUGGAGGAGGAUUCGGACAUGCCGUUGAAUUCGUGCAUGGAGGAGGAUUUGGACAUGCAGGAGGAUUUGGUCACGGACAUGGUGGUCAUGUUCACGUACAUGUACAUGGUCAUGGACAUGGACAUGGGCAUGGACAUGGACAUGGGCAUGGACAUGGCCAUGGGUAUCCAACCAAACCUUUUGUAAUUGCUAGAGGUGGUUUCUGGACCAAGGAUUGGAUAAUUUUGUUGCAGACCGGAGUGUUCAUAGCCUUGGUAUGCAUCUCAGCCGCCUUCGCCGGUGAUAAAAAGGUCGUUAAGCGCGGCUUGUUAGGCGGAGGUUUGGGAGGUGCAGGCUUUCACAGUCACGGCCCAUCUUUUGGCGGCGGAUUCGGCGGCGGUCUCGGUGGUCUCGGCAGUCUCGGUGGUCACGCCAUCGAAGAAAUCCCAGCACCAGAUUUAAGCGCCGGAAUCGCUGGUCCAGGACUUGGCAGUCUUCCAUUGGGUCCCGGUCCUGAAAUUCUCGAUGGACCAAAUGUAGAAGUUGGUCCUGCUAUUGCUGGACCAGCGUUGCCUGCCCCAGGUCCAAUCAUUGAAGGUCCAGCUCUAUCUGCUCCAGGCCCAAUCAUUGAAGGACCAGCUCUAUCUGGACCAGGUCCUGUCAUUGAAGGUCCUGUUGCGGCUGGCCCAGGUUCGAUCAUCAGUGGUGGAAUCGGUGGCGGUAUUGGAGGAGGCUUCGGCGGUGGAUUUGGCGGAGGAAUUGGCGGUGGCAUUGGAGGUGGAAUCGGCGGAGGAAUCGGCGGAGGAAUCGGCGGUGGAAUCGGUGGUGGAAUUGGCGGUGGAAUUGGCGGUGGAGUCGGCGGAGGCCUUGGAUUGGGACUUGGAGGAUUCGGCUCCGGCCCAAUCAUUGGUGCCGGUCCCACUCUUUUAGACCGUAGAGUCGUUGGUCAUGUCCACCUUGGUACAGCCGUUCAAAGACAUAUCGACGUUGUUGAGAAAUAUGGUGUUAAAGUAGCUCAACCUUAUCCAGUCCCAGUCGAAAGAAGAGUUCCUGUUCAAGUUCCACACCCAGUAGAUGUACCAGUAGAACGCCCGUACCCUGUCCAUGUUAACGUCCCAGUACCAGUACAUGUAGUUAAACACGUCCCUGUACAUGUCCCAGUAGAAAAACCCUACCCAGUCUGGGUUAAAGUUAAGGUACCAGUCCCUGUUCCAUACAAGGUUAUCCACGAAAACAAAGUACCUGUCAAAAUUGUGAAACCAGUACCGGUUCCAGUCCCAUCUCCAGUGAUUGUCAAGAAGAAAGUUCCGGUUGCCAUCCACGCUCAUCUGGUACCAUUAGACCCUCAUCUUCACGGUCACGAUUUGCAUGAACCCCAUUUCCAUGAUCACCAUCAUUAUUAAAACAUAAAAUUUCAUUCUAUGCUUCAUAUUCACGAUUUGUUUGUUAUUCAUCUUUGUUGACUAGUCAUUGUUAUCUUGUUUAUAUAUAUUUCAAUAAACGAGUUUUACUUUUUA
Molecule: messenger RNA, 1950 nt
Organism: Aethina tumida (small hive beetle)
Lineage: Eukaryota; Metazoa; Arthropoda; Insecta; Coleoptera; Nitidulidae
Exons: 4
Coding region: 16-1836 (606 amino acids)
Source: RefSeq, a predicted model, not a curated record